Messenger RNA from Dipodomys spectabilis (banner-tailed kangaroo rat), 2022 nucleotides. It is a transcript of the gene Tm6sf1, whose product is annotated as transmembrane 6 superfamily member 1. Gene Ontology annotation, cellular component: lysosomal membrane. NCBI's taxonomy places the organism in Eukaryota, Metazoa, Chordata, Mammalia, Rodentia, Heteromyidae. The transcript has 10 exons. The record is from RefSeq and is a predicted model, not a curated record. The coding region runs from base 23 to 1135 and encodes 370 amino acids.
CGGAGCCGGCAGCGCGGGCGCGAUGAGCGCCUCGGCCGCCACCGGCGUGUUCGCGCUGUCGCUCGCCGCCAUCCCGGUCACCUCCGUCUUCAACCUCCUGGCGGCGGGGCACGGCUCCUGGACAAUCGUAGGGGUCGCUGCCCUCAUCUUGCUUCUGGUGGCCCUGGUGGCCCGAGUCCUCGUCACGAGAAAGCCACCCCGGGACCCCCUGUUCUAUGUGUACGCAGUCUUCGGAUUCACCAGCGUGGUGAGCCUCAUCACGGGCCUGGAGCAGGACGGUGUCAUCGAUGGCUUCAUGACGCAUUACCUGAGAGAGGGCGAGCCCUAUCUGAACACGGCCCACGGGCACAUGAUCUGCUACUGGGACGGCUCGGCCCACUACCUGAUGUACCUGGUGAUGGUGGCAGCCAUCGCCUGGGAGGAGAGUUACAGAACUGUUGGCCUAUACUGGGUUGGAUCCAUUGUAAUGAGCACUGUGGUUUUUGUGCCUGGAAACAUCGUAGGGAAGUUUGGAGUACAAAUUUGUCCUGCUUUUUUUUUAAGCAUACCAUAUGGCUGUCUUUCCAUCUGGGCCGGUUUCAGAAUCUAUAAUCAGCCAUCAGAAAAUUACAAUUAUCCUUCAAAGGUUGUGCAAGAGGUACAAGCAAAGGGCCUGCUGAGAAGACCUUGUGACUUGAUGUUGGUCCUGUGUCUCCUUCUGGCCACUGGGUUUUGCCUGUUCAGAGGCCUGGUUGCGUUGGACUGCCCCGCUGAGCUCUGCCGGUUAUACACACAGUUUCAGGAGCCCUACCUAAAGGACCCCGUGGCUUACCCUAAAGUUCAGAUGCUGGCGUACAUGUUCUAUUCUGUCCCCUACUUUGUGAUCGCUUUUUACGGCCUCGUGGUCCCAGGGUGCUCCUGGAUGCGGGACGUCACACUGAUACACGCCGGAGGCCUGGCCCAGGCCCAGUUUUCUCACAUUGGCGCGUCCCUCCAUGCGAGAACGGCCUAUGCCCACAGAGUCCCUGACGAAGCAAAAAUUCUCUUUUUAACAUUAAAUAUAGCAUAUGGAGUUCUACCUCAGCUCCUGGCCUAUCGCUGUGUCUACAGACCGGAGUUCUUCGUAAAAACAAAGGCAGAUGAGAAAGCGGAAUAGACACGCCUUCGAGCUCUUCCUCUGGUCACUCCACUCACCGGCCGCACUGCCCGAUGAGGGAGACGCCUCGGCCACUUCCUUUCCACACAGACACUCAGGCACAGGUUCUCGAUCUUCACUGCCCGCGUGAUCAAACUACAGUAUUGUGCAGGUUAAUUUUCUUCUUUUAUGGAAAAUUGAAGCAAUUGGGAAUAGUUGUUUAAAGAAAUACCUCAAAAUUAUCUGUGGAUAAACCUGACCAUAUAUUUCAAUAUUCCAUUUGCACAUAUUAAAUUUUGUGUGAAAAAUUACAAUUUAAUGCCCACAACUGAGCAUAAAAAUGAAGUGAAUAUGGUUGAUGUAUAUAAAAUAAUUUAAAACAGCAGUUGCAGGUUGGAGAUACAGCUUUUGCAUAUAAAAUGUAUAUGCUUCAUUAUCAACCUCAAUAUAAAAGGCUAUCGGAAUAUUUUAAAACGUUUUUUUUCAAGGAAAGUACGUUAACUGCUUUAAAAAAUUACUAUUAAAAAUAUUUGUGUGAAUCUAAAUAGUCAAAAUGAGAUAGCCUAUCAUUACCCUUAGUAAAUACUUGUUUUAUUGGUGACUGGAAAUAUAUCUAUUGUAUUUCUGUGCAUAUUUUUAAUAAAAUUAUUUUUGCCUUUAUGAAAACAAAUUGUGUUAAUUUGAAAUAUAUAUAUUUCAUAAGCUUUGACUAUUUAACAAAAUCUAUCCUAUAUAGUAUACAUAUAUGUGUAUUGUAUGUUCCAAUAAAAAAUGUCUUCUAUAUUCAGGUUUUAGUGUGAGCAAUGAAGAAAUCUUUUGAUGAAUUAAGAGUCAUUAAUUUUACUUAUUUAUUUUGGAGGUGCUGGGAUUUGAACUCCGGGCUUCACACUUACUAAGCAGGUGCUCUA